Molecule: messenger RNA, 455 nt
Organism: Daldinia decipiens
Lineage: Eukaryota; Fungi; Ascomycota; Sordariomycetes; Xylariales; Hypoxylaceae
Exons: 1
Coding region: 109-354 (81 amino acids)
Source: RefSeq, a predicted model, not a curated record
AGUAGCUCAGAAUAGGAUAAUUACCACACAGCCUAUACAGGAGAUAACUGAAGGGCAGUGGUUGUAAUACUGCUCAAGCCUACUACUUCUGAACCGCUGCGAAGAACUAUGGGGGUUGUUACAUGUGCAUUGCACGAGGCGUCUCCUCUCUCGGCCUGUAUAUUAUACAGGGUCUUUUGCUUUUUCUUUCUUAUGAUUAAUUUCCUUCUCUGGGUUUUCUGCUCUUCACACCCUGUAGUAUCGACGGUCUCAGGGCACGAGAUGAGGAUUUCGGGUCUAUAUGAGUUACGCUACCCGAUAUCACAGCAUCCUACGAAAGAAGAGUGUAGUCAGUUUGAGACGAAUGCGUAUUAGUCUCACAUUAUUUGAUUUUCCCUUUACACGUUUAGAGGUAUAAGUAUCUGGUCACCUGGAUACUGUGCUGUCUCAAACGAUUUCUACGAAGGUACCUAUUC